UUUGUCCAGGAAUUGCAGGCUAUUAUUUGCAGUGAUCGCACAACAGCCGCGAUAGUUACCACAGCCCAGCACCUGCCACUAAAGAGUCUGUUCACGACUCCAUAGAUGUUACAGUUAGCACCAUCGUUGCGAUUUGGGUUUACACUGCAUUCACCUCACUCAUAUCCGAAGAGGAAUUUUUAUCUGUUAUCUUUUAUUUCCGACCGUUAUAGGUAGAGUCCGGCAUUUGAAUCAUCGAGAGACUGAUAUCUGCGCGUACGCAUGAGUAUGGUUGUUUCCCUUAGCAAAGUAUCCAGUACUACUGUGAGGCAGCGUUUUAUGCUUUUGGAAGGUGCAUUUAUAUGCGACUAACAUCAUUAACCUCCCGAGUUGCGAACCGGUUGUUUAGUCUACUGGGUUUUACAGUACUGCAAAUUUCUGUCGAACCAGAAAAGAGCGGAGUACCGACCAGAGCUUUCAUUAUAAUUAACCGGCUCCCGUUUGAUCUGCAGAUGUUAAAUUGCUAAAGUAGUUAGAAAUAGAACAGGUUGCACAAUUCCCCGUUCAUUUACGAUGCCGCUAAAAGCCAGUUUCCCGCUUCUGCUGGUUUUCCUUUAUGUUCAGAAUAUUGGAUGCGCUUCUUUAACGGAACAAACUACAGUAGCCCUAGCGCCGGUUUCCGAUGCCGCAGCUACCUCGAUUCCUGCUGUCAACAAUCCGGUGGAACCUGCAGCCAAUGUGGAAGCUGCCAGUGUAAUUGUUAACAAUGGUACUGCACCGGAAGUUGUUCAAGCGGCCGCGGUGGACGGUGGAAACAUUUCCAGCAAUGCUCGCAUGGCCCUCCCGGUCGCAACGUCGUUCCGCUGUUUCAAAUGUAAAAUCGUUGACGACGAAAAGCAGCAGUGCAACGAUACCAUUGACUGCAGCUUUCACGGAGACAGGUGCCAUUUUAUUCAAGGAUUGGUAAAAAUCGACCAAGAAAAUGCAACGAAAAUCACCGUAGCCGGAUGCGGGCACGCGGGCCAUGUUUCAGUGACAAUACAUCAUCACGACAUAACAAUCGACGGAGUCCAUCAUCCUGCAGAUGGCUGCAGCUUGCUCGCAAUUUCCGCAGAGAAAUCUCCUAAGCAAAACGAUGUGGGAAACAGCACGGUUUUGUUUGAAGGCAGCUCAUGCACUUGCAAUUCGACGCUCUGCAAUCAUGCCGAUAUCCUACGUACCGUUGCCACGGAUGUCAGUCCCAACACACAAAAAAACCAAUCCUCAUCUUCGUACCGUACCUUACCAGCCGGAUGGAGUGUUGCUGUACUCUUGCUAGUGACCUAUCUAAUACCGAUGGCGGAUUGUAUUGCACGAUACGGAAGUACCGUCUAAAACGGGGUCUUUAUUUGAAUUCCCAGGACAUAGGAUUGCUUUUUAGCAGGUUUUCGGUAACAAAUAAACAAAUACAGUGUACUGACAACCAAAAUAUAACAAGGAUUUCUUUAUUUAUGUUUUCCUCUGAGUGUGAAAUGUUUUUAAUUAUAUAAACUUGCGACGUUGCAUGGUGAAAGCUUUAGUGCGUGCAAAUAGAUUAAAGCUAAAACAAACUGCUCGUAA
Molecule: messenger RNA, 1578 nt
Organism: Paramacrobiotus metropolitanus
Lineage: Eukaryota; Metazoa; Tardigrada; Eutardigrada; Parachela; Macrobiotidae
Exons: 3
Coding region: 553-1353 (266 amino acids)
Source: RefSeq, a predicted model, not a curated record